CAACUAUCCUUUUCAACCUUAAAACCUGAGCUUCUAACAUAUUCAUAUUCCCCUCCCUUCCAUUCCUCUUCCUCUUCUUCUUCUUCUUCUUCUUCUUCUUCUUCUUCCUCUUCUUCUUUCUCCUCCUUAAUUAUGCUUCCCUUCCUCCUCUCUGUUUAAAUACCUCUUUUUCCCCGUCUCAAUUUCCUCUCCUCCUCCUUCACAAUCUAACUCUGUUUCUUCUUCUUCUUGCAAUGGAUCCUUCCUCCACAAACUCUGUCAAUGGCUUUUACUCCUUCCUCACUCGUGGGAUCGAUGAUCUCGAACGCCUUUACCUCUCCAACAAUUUCAUGUCCAUUCAAUUUCUUCAAAGGGUACUUUCCCUCCUCCGAUCCUUCCAUUCCCAACUCACCCUUCUCGUCCAGAAACUCCAUUUGCCCGUCGGCGACAAGUGGCUCGACGAGUACAUGGACGAGAGCUCUAAACUCUGGGAAGCUUGUCAUGUCAUCAAAUCAGGAAUCUCCGGCAUGGAAAACUACUACUCCGCCGGCUUCAACAUCACUUCCUCCCUCGACACUCAUCGUCAUCUCACCCCCCAGCUCUCCAGACAGGUGAUACGAGCGAUUUCAGGGUGCAGGAGGGAAGCGGUGGGAUUGGAGGAAGAGAACAGAGCACUGAUGGAGACGAGAAUCCAAACGCUGCCGUUGCGUUUCGACGAGAAGGUAUCAAUGGAAUCAAAGCUCAACGGGUUUAACGGAUUCCGUGGAGUGCUGUACGCAAUGAGGAACGUAAGCUCGCUGCUGCUGAUGAUCCUGCUGUACGGACUGGUAUACUGCUGGCCCAACGAAUCAGGUCUGAUGAGAGGAGGGUACGAAGGGGGUUGCUUGAUAUUCGGGUCGGCGUUCAUGGUGUCGACGUCGAGGUUGCAGCAGAGGGUGGCAGGGGAGAUAGGGAGACUGAGCGGGAGGCCAGGGAUCUUGCUGUACGAGUUCAGGCGGUCGAAGAUGGCGAUGGAGGAGCUGAGAGGAGAACUGGAGAGACGGUGCGAGUGCGGAGGAGGGAUGGUGGAUUGGGAGGAGGAGGUAGGGAUAAGGGAAAGGGUGGAGAAUUUGAAAGGGUGUUUUGGGGUAUUGAGAUCUGGGGCUGAGAACAUUGUUGCACAGCUUGAUGAUUUCUUUGACGAGAUUGUGGAAGGGAGGAAGAAGCUUUUAGACUUUUGCAGUCAUAGGUAGAGAUGAUGAGGAGGAGAAUAGCCCGGCCCCAAAAAAACUUUAAAAAAAAAAAAAAAAAAAAACCCAAAAAAGAAAAAGGAGAAAUACAAGGGAGAGAGGAAUCAGCUGUUGGGGAGGGAGUUGUUGCUGUACCUUUGAAGUCAUUUAACCCCUUCUCUUCUUAUUUUUCUUUGGGUUUUUUUUUUCCCUUUCUUUCUUGUGUUUUUCUUUUCUUUGUUCUUUUUUUUUUUUUUUUUUUUUUAACAUUUACUAUAAUUGAAGGUAUCGGAGAUGUAUAAUUCUUUUUUUUUUCUCCUAAAAAAGAAAGUUGAGAAUGGAAGAUGAAGAGAAAAUGGUGGUAGAGAAGAAUAGUUAUGGGGUGAGAGAUAAAUGUCAAAAAUGUUAUGUUAAGACAAGGAAAAAAGAAUGAGCAGAGGGAACUAAUUUUCAAGCAAGGACAGACAGCAUUGUUGUUCUACUGUGAUGAAUCAAAGGCAUCUUAUUUCUUCGCUGAUA
Carica papaya (papaya) is the source of this 1706-nucleotide messenger RNA. RefSeq names its product BPS1-like protein. NCBI's taxonomy places the organism in Eukaryota, Viridiplantae, Streptophyta, Magnoliopsida, Brassicales, Caricaceae. The record is from RefSeq and is a predicted model, not a curated record.